AACUGAAUUUUGAGGUUAUUUAUUUCAAAGUAUAUCUUUGCAUAUACAAAUAACGCUUCAGUUUAUAUACAUACAUUCAAAUAUAAAUAACGAUGUAUUAGUACUAUAUAAUGUUUUAACAAAUUUUAUUAUCAAAAUAGUAAACAAUGAAUGAAGAUCUCAUAAAACGAGUUAAAAACACUUUAAAAUUAGAAUCAUAUUCUAUGAAUGAAAUAUGGUUAAGAGAUUGUAUAGAAUAUUUUACUUCAGAAAAUGAUACUAUAGUAUAUAAUGAAAUAUUAAAAUUUGUGAGAACGCAAUGGCAAUUAAGUGAUUUACGUGAGAUUAAUAAUGAUAAUGGAUGUUUACCAAGAAAUCUUAAUCAACAAAUAUGUACAGUGUUACCUGGAACUUACAUCCUUCAGAUGAACACAAUGUAUGACAUAUCAACUUCAAAAUAUAAGCAGUUAGAACAGAUUCGUAAUGUUUCAAACGUUAACAUAGAAGCAACAGAAAAUAAUAAACCUCAGAUGUGGGAGCCUAAAACAAAGAGAAUGCUUCUAUUACAUCUAACAGAUGGUAUUCAAGAUAUUAGUGCUAUAGAAUAUAAAACUAUUUCAUCCCUACAUGAUACAUUAUUACCUGGAUAUAAAGUAAUGAUUAUCGGACCUGUGAAAUGCAGAAGAGGUAUUAUUUUAUUAGAAGAAGGUAAAUUUAGAGAAAUUGGUGGAGAAGUAGAAAGUUUAUCCAUCACUAAUGCAUUAGAAAAUGUUUUAGCUCGAGCUUUAAACUUUGCAGAAAAUCCAGAUCCUUAUAACGAUAAAAACCAAGAGAUUCAUAAUAAGAAAUCACCUGUUACAAAUGAUUUUUUUGAAGAUGAUUUUGAAGUAAAUUUGGAGGAAGUUACACGAAUUGAACAACGAAGUCAGGAGAUAGAUAGUGUACAAAAUAUAGACAACACAUCACAUACUAUAAAUAUACAGAAUAAUUUAUCUAGUACAAAAAACAUUAAACAACAAAAUUUUGUUCAUCCAAAAGAUACAGUUAACAAAAAUGAAGAGAACAAUAUGAUUGAAAUUGUUGAUAUGGAUGAUGAGUUAUUAGAAAUGAUAGAUGAAGAUCAAUUUAUUGCAUCUACCUCAUCUACAUCUAGUAAUAAUGGAAAUACAGAUAGAGAAAAAAAGAAUUUAGUAAAACCUUUUCGAGUUUUACCUAAAGAAGAUAAUGGUAGUAGUAUGGGAGAUGAUAUAGUAGUAGUGAAAGAUAAAUACAACACAUUGAAAUGCUCAACUGGAAAAAAAAGUAAUAAAGAACGAUCUGAUACGUAUUUUCCAGAGGAUGAUUUUGAUUUUGAUGAUAUUGACAUGUUAGAAGUACUAGAAAAGAAUGAUACACUAUCAAAAAAAAAAGAACCUGAUAUAAAAAGAAAUGAUCAACCAACUAGAUCAUUCUCACAGAAUAUUCCAGAUUCGAAACAUUCCACAACAGAUUCCACAAAAAACAAAAAUUCUUUUGAAACAUCAAAACUUAAGACAAGUAGCAUCAGUAGUAAUGCAGCAUCAUCUAGAGCUCAAGUUGAUCAGAAAAUAGAAAUUGGAAUUAAAAGAUCCGCAGCAUUGAUAUCACCACCAACUGAUAAUUCAUCAAAAAUACGUUGUAUCAAAGAAACAUCAAAUCAAGAAAAAGGUAUACAAAAAAUCUCUGACUUUAUGAAAACAAAAAAUGUACAAGAAGAAAUACCAGUGAAAAUUUGUGAUUUCAUUUGUGACAUAAUUGAAGAAACGGUAAAAGAAAUAACGUUUAAAACUGUUCGGGGACAGUUUACUACAUUUGGAAAAUUAUCUAGAAAAAAUUCUUAUUGGCAAUUAGAAGGAACAAUUUCUGAUAAAACUGCAGCUAUAGAUGUUUCUGUUGCUUCCGAGAUUAUAGAAAGAUUUCUUGGGUUUAGCGUUAAAGAAUUUUCCCAAAAAAGAAAGCUCGCAAAAAUCAAUAGUGAUAUAGAACAUGAAUUAAGAAUGGCUUGUCGUAAUGCAGAACAAAAAUUGAAACAAAUAGAUGCUUUAUUAGAAUUGGAAUUAAAGCCAGAUCAAAAAGCAAAAGUUGUAAAUAUUAGCUCAUUAACUGAUCAACAAAAGGAAUUAAUUGAUAAAAGACUGAAGGCACUAAAGAUAUAGAAAAUUCUAUUUCAAGUAUUAUUUAACAAAACAUUUGCUUUAUAUAGUCAUUAUUAUAUCCUAAUUUUUAUACUAUUAUGACAAGCUUUUUACAUUUUUUCUUAUUACAGAUAAAUCAUAGUUGAGUUUAUUUAAGAAAUGAUAACAUUUUAAUUGCAUUACAAUCUACGAUUUUAUUUUUUUAUGUUUUAAUUAUUUAUUUUUGUUAAAUAAAUAAAUAAACUGUUUGGAGAGAGAAUGAGUGAGAGAGUAAUAUACUCCUUAUUGCUUUAAAUAUUGGUCCAUGUAAGAAAGCCAAGAUGCUCCAAUUUAAAACUCGAAAGAGAGAAAAUUAAAGGGAGCAGUGUGCAUUCAUUUUCAAGUUUUUUCUUUUCUUUUCUUUUCUUUUUUUUUUUUUUAAAUCUUCUGUAAUGGUUGUGCACUCUCGUGAAUACCACACCCUGAUUAUGUGAAAGCGACGGGCAUUGUGCUAUGGUACAGGGCAAUCACACCUUGCUCUUCAAUGGCGUAGAAUCUAAAUUCAAGUUUGAGCAACGAA
Vespula pensylvanica (western yellowjacket) is the source of this 2691-nucleotide messenger RNA. RefSeq names its product recQ-mediated genome instability protein 1-like. Bases 147 to 2153 code for a protein of 668 amino acids. Gene Ontology annotation, biological process: double-strand break repair via homologous recombination; resolution of meiotic recombination intermediates. Gene Ontology annotation, cellular component: RecQ family helicase-topoisomerase III complex; nuclear body. Lineage: Eukaryota; Metazoa; Arthropoda; Insecta; Hymenoptera; Vespidae. Gene Ontology annotation, molecular function: nucleotide binding. The record is from RefSeq and is a predicted model, not a curated record. The transcript has 8 exons.